AGUGCAGCACUCACAGAAUAUAUAUUCCAAAGGAUAUAAAUAGAGCAGCAGCGUCGUCAGCUGUGGAAACUAACAUGAUAAGACGUGCCCCCGAGUGGUUAUAGAGCGGGAAGGGACAAGCCGAUUACGAUUCGAUUUGAUUUUUGUUGUUCCCUUUUUUCUUCUUUUUGUCACACCAUUUGACAUCGUUGCCAAAACGCUGCCGCUGCUGCUGCUGCUGUUGCUGCCGCCGCUGCCGUGCUAUUGUCGUUGUUAUUAUGUAAAAUCCGUACGGAAGCAAUUGGACAUCAAACAAAGGCAUCGGAAAAUCAUCUCCUGGACGCCCAACACAGCAGCAGCUGCGCGAAAGUUGAACGGCCACCAGAGGCAGCAGAGCAGGCCAUCAACAGGUCACGCGACCCUGAGACUAGCGUUAAUAAAUAGCCUUGAAAGAAAGGCAUUUGCCAUUGCCAUUGCCAUUGCCAUCUGAGACUCGUUUGCAGUUCCUCGCCGAUUGAAGUCAUGACUUCGGCCGCAGCCACAGACACAGCCCAAUCGCAGCAUCCCAGUGCCAGUGCCAGUCCCAGUGCCAGUGCCAGCGAUGAAUCCACAACGACUGCCGCUUCAGGCUCCUCCAGUGGACGGCAUCAGCUGCGACCCGUGAAGUACGACUAUGCCGAUUCAUUUGCCUGCACCUACAUUGUCUCUGUGGUGGCUGCCUCGGUGGCCGAGCUGGCCACAUAUCCCUUGGACCUAACCAAGACGCGGCUGCAGAUACAAGGAGAGGCGACAGCAGCCACAGCCACAGCCAUCACCACCAGCGGCAGCACUACUACUCUCCCAGGGGCCAAGGGCAAUAUGCAAUACCGCGGCAUGGUGGCCACCGCCUUAGGCAUUGCACGCGAGGAGGGCGCCCUCAAAUUGUGGCAGGGCGUGACACCGGCGCUCUACAGACACGUCGUCUAUAGCGGCGUACGUAUCUGCAGCUACGAUCUGAUGCGCAAAGAGUUCACACAGAACGGUAGCCAGGCCUUGCCCAUAUGGAAGUCUGCCUUAUGCGGAGUCACAGCCGGCGCCGUUGCACAAUGGCUCGCCUCGCCCGCCGAUCUAGUCAAGGUUCAAAUCCAAAUGGAGGGACGUCGCCGUCUGAUGGGUGAACCACCGCGUGUCCACAGCGCUGGUCAUGCGUUCCGCAGAAUUGUCCAACGUGGCGGCGUGAAGGGCCUGUGGAAGGGCAGCAUACCGAAUGUACAGCGGGCCGCUCUGGUCAAUCUGGGCGAUCUGACCACCUACGAUACGAUCAAGCAUCUGAUUAUGGAUCGACUGCACAUGCCCGACUGUCACACCGUCCAUGUGCUGGCCUCUGUGUGUGCGGGCUUUGUGGCAGCCAUUAUGGGCACACCCGCUGAUGUGGUAAAGACGCGCAUCAUGAAUCAGCCCACAGACAACAAGGGAAACGGGCUGCUCUAUCGUGGGUCUGUGGAUUGUCUGCGACAAACGGUGGCCAAAGAGGGAUUUCCAGCGCUGUACAAGGGAUUUCUGCCCUGCUGGAUAAGGAUGGCGCCCUGGUCGCUCACUUUUUGGCUAUCCUUCGAGCAGAUACGCAAAAUGAUUGGAGCUUCUGUCUACUAAAAGAAACCACAAUAUAGUACAUGCAAUACAAUGAUAUA
Molecule: messenger RNA, 1649 nt
Organism: Drosophila persimilis
Lineage: Eukaryota; Metazoa; Arthropoda; Insecta; Diptera; Drosophilidae
Gene: Ucp4A
Product: mitochondrial uncoupling protein 4
Exons: 5
Coding region: 502-1611 (369 amino acids)
Biological process (GO): response to cold; mitochondrial transport
Cellular component (GO): mitochondrial membrane
Source: RefSeq, a predicted model, not a curated record